CCUGAGGUCAACUGACAGCCAUAAGGCAUGUUAUGUACCAUGGCAGAUACCCACGGCGUCAUAUGUCCAGCGUCCAUCCACCUGCAACCUCCAGAAUAUAUAUAAAUAAGACAACGAUAAUUGCAUUAUGCACGGGGCCUGCGGGGAGAACUAUACUAUGGGUGUAAGGAAAGUAGAGUCGGGGAGGAAGAGCUCGACGUUGGGAUAAGACAGGAUAAUUUGGCGUAUCAAAGGUGUUACAUUGUUUCCUUGCAAAGGCUGGGCGCUGAACCCCGCAGAUCUGGUAGCGGUUAGCUCAAGCCUAGAGGAUUCUACUCUUGUCCUACUCGCGGUUACUACGAAACAAUUUUGGCUGCAACUUGACGGCGUGGAGCCUUUUAUAAGACCUUGCCUCGAGAUCUAGUCUUUUCGUUUCCCUUGUCUUCAUGUUGUAUGAGUUUGUAAACCGGCAUGUUUCCCGUCGUUCAGUGGCCCGUGUCGUUUCUACCUUUCUCUGCGUACUUAUUGUGACCAUUCGUCCGUUUUCUCAGUUGGGGGGUUCAUCAGCUUUCCUCGCGUUAAGCCUGAAAGAGCUCGUAUUCUCUGUUCAGGAGGAUCUGGCACAGCAACUUGAAAUCACGGUUAUAAACAUCACAGGUGCCCUGGCAGGUAUUGGCGUAUCGACCUUCGCCAAAUACCUUGCAACCAUUCCACAGGAGGGAUCAGUGACAUCCCGUCUCGUACCAGCUAUAUUCCUGGUCACAAUCAGCUUUUUUGCUGGUUGGGCCAAAAGCCGUCUUCCUCGUCUCCAUUUGUCCGCGCGGAUAUCGUGCUUUGUAUCCAUAUGGCUGUUGACUGACAAUAUUGGUGUGUCCUCUGCUGUCCUCUCGGACUCGGGCAGUUUUAUAUGGAUAACUGCGACAGCUGCGUCUGUUUGCUUGUUUUCUAGUGUGUCGAUCUUACAUUGGUCCUCGACUCACCUUAUUGAAGAAGUUGCAUCGACCUUGAGAAUUCUCCACCGAUGCUUAUCCGUGUGCAUGGACAAUCCAUUCACCUGUCCUUCCUCCCAGCAAAUUGCUGACUUGAAGGAUUUACAUGUGGAGCUGGUCCACCGGUCUGUGAUACUGAAUGAGAUGCACUAUCAGGCAGCCUUUGAGCUCCGUAUUGGGCGUGUUAACGUUAAGUCCCUUAAGCCCCUACUGGGCAUCGUUGAACACUUGCGCCGUGAAUUAUCCUGGGGGAUGAUACCUCGGUCAGUUCAAAACAACUGGCCCAGCAAAUCGCAUUCUGCUUCAUCUCCUUCCUUCGAGGCUUCAGCAAUAGAGCUUGGUAAAACCAUCAUGUCCUCAAUCAAAGCAGUGGAAGAUCUAGUGAUCGGCGCGUAUACGCAUGCCUCCCUACGGUCGAAGCCAUUGCAUGAAGAAAGAGAUGCAGUUAUUGCGGCUGCCAUUAGUCUCAAUCUCGCAUGGUACACUGCCAAAAGCGAGUUGUGCAACACUAUUCGAACAUUGAGCGAAAAAUCCGGUUCCCCAUCUGGUUCCAUCAUUCCUUUGCAUCUCCAUCAUCAGUGCCUGUUCGCGACAUCGCUGUUGCAGAUGGCGUAUGACACGAGCCAUAUACUGCAUGUAGCUCAGAACAUUGCCGCACACCACGAAGCCUCUCGACUUCGCUUUUGGCUCCCGCAAUUGACAUGGCAGUGGCUUGGCGUUGCACCCCGAACUUUCAUAAUGGAGGAUUAUGGUGCACCUAUAGCUCAUGAUGCUUUCGAAGCGCCAGACACAACUCUAUCAGAUGAGGAAGUCAGACAAGGCAUUGCUUUUGUUGAUCGACAGGAUGAGUCAAAGAGUCGAGAAGUUUCUUAUGCCCAUGCCAUCAAAAGAAUUUUCGCUGGCCCGCAUUUAUCAUUAAAGGCCUUUCGGAGCUUGUCGUCGGCACCGCAACGCCUUUGGAACUAUCCCGUCUUACUUCGACUUCGACUAGGAACAUCAAAGAUAAUUCGAAACAUGCAACAUUCCACUCAUUUGCAGCAUGCGAUGAAGAAUGCCAUUGGGGUGGCUAUGUUAAGUUUUCCGGCUUUUCUUCCUUCUAACUCAGCAGGUUAUCUGUGGUAUAGGUGGAUCCACGGACAAUGGAUGAGUAUCAGCUAUGUAUGGGUCCUUGAAAUUAAUACUGGAGCGAGCUGGCGCGUCGGUUAUUUGCGUCUCUCAGGGACCAUUCUAGGAGCUAUCUAUGCUUGUAUCACAUGGGCUAUCUGCGGGAGGAAUUCCAUUGGCAUAGUGGCAAUGGUAACAUUGUUUGAUGUACCCAUUACUUGGAUUGUCACGAAAAGCAGGAUGCCGUCCUUGGGUGUCGUCGCGUCUGUUACGCUCCCUCCUAUCGUGUUGUCCCAAUACCUCACACCAGAUUCGGGAUUGUCCGUGCAAAACUUGGCUUGGAUGAGGGCUUCAACGAUUGCUCUAGGCAUCAUCGCCGCGUUGGCAACGAACAGUCUCGUCUUUCCUCGAUACACUCGGGUAUUGUUUCUGAACCAGAUCAGCAGGACAUUGAGUUUGCUCAGCCAGUUAUAUCUGCUCCUUGGACAGGGGAUGUUUCGGAAUAUAUACGCAUUCACGCCACACGACAAACAAGAGACAUUGAAAUUGGAACUUCAAAUUCGUAACGCGUUGCAUCAAUCUUCGUCGCUGCUGACUACUAUGAAUGAUGAACUCAGUCUAGUGCCGAAACCAAUGCGCCACUACCGCGAAGUUGUCCUCAAAAUACAGAAGAUUCUUGACUUGAUGACUGGUCUUAGAAAGAUACGGGAAAACAUACCCCGUAAGGAGACUGUCGCGUCAGUCCUGAAAGAACGGAAGGAAUUUAUAUCCUGUAUCUGUCUCUCGCUGUUUGCGAGUCAACACGUAUUUCGAGCUCGACAACCUCUACCACAAUUUCUCCCAUCUGCGAGGCAAGCGCUUGAAACGCUUGAAUCACAAUUAGAAGCCUCCAUGCGACAGUCUAUCGACGUGGAUGCGUCGGUUAACGGCAUCUCCCUGGCGUACUCAAUUGCGGAACGUGAGGUCAUGAGGGAUAUGGUUGAUACCAUAGAGGGUUUAUUGGAGCUGUGCCGCCAGCUGUUUGGUACAUCGGCGUGGUUGACCCAUACCUGGCCGGAAAUGAGUGCUCACAACGCUGAUGAAGGACCUGGAAUGCCCGGUGAAGGAUGGUUUAGUACAGUGGGGCGCACGUAAAAGGAUAUUUAAUUCAUAGGCCUUGUCAUGUAGCAUAGAUGUGAUGUUACGGGUGAUAGCGGCUUCAAGUAGGUUCAUUGUGUGCCAUUAUAUGUCGCGUUUUGUAAUUAUAACGAAU
Suillus clintonianus is the source of this 3324-nucleotide messenger RNA. RefSeq lists its product as uncharacterized. The transcript is spliced from 15 exons. NCBI's taxonomy places the organism in Eukaryota, Fungi, Basidiomycota, Agaricomycetes, Boletales, Suillaceae. The record is from RefSeq and is a predicted model, not a curated record. The coding region runs from base 426 to 3206 and encodes 926 amino acids.